Molecule: messenger RNA, 759 nt
Organism: Colletotrichum graminicola M1.001
Lineage: Eukaryota; Fungi; Ascomycota; Sordariomycetes; Glomerellales; Glomerellaceae
Product: calcipressin
Exons: 1
Coding region: 1-759 (252 amino acids)
Biological process (GO): calcium-mediated signaling
Cellular component (GO): cytoplasm; nucleus
Molecular function (GO): calcium-dependent protein serine/threonine phosphatase regulator activity; nucleic acid binding
Source: RefSeq, a predicted model, not a curated record
AUGGAGUCGCCCAAGUCUGACACCCGCCCCAUCUUCUCAAGGCGGUCAACUGGCUCCAACAAGUCGCUGUCUCUCGACCUCUCCUCCCUGCCGCCUCUGGUCCAGCCGACGCCGCCCACCAACACUCUGCUCUUCACAAACCUCAACGACACUUCCAUCUUCCGCCCCGACAACCUCCAGACCAUCCGCGACCUCGUCCUCAAGACGGCACCCAUCCACUCGUGGGCACCCCUCAAGUCUUUCCGCCGCAUCCUCGUCUCCUUCUUCUCCGAGGACGAUGCCAUCGCUGUGCGCCGCGUUUGGGACGGUGAAGCCGUCAUGGGCGAGCGCGUCCGCGUCUACUUUGGCCAGCCUACGCCCGUCGAGGUCACCGACCGCCACCUUGCCCUCCCCGACGCCGGCAAGCUCUUCUUCAUCUCGCCCCCUCCCUCGCCCCCCCACGGCUGGGAGAUGAAGCUGGAGGACGCUCCCAACAAGAUGGUUCACGCCGAUGACCUCGCCGAGGCCCUUGCCAAGCUCCACCACCGCCCGACGGGCAUGCAGACCCCCGUCAGCCCCGUCGAUGGCUCCCGGCAAACCCGUAGCAGGAGCUCCACCCUGCUCUACCAGCCCGACGCCAACGGUACCAGCCCCGACCUCCCGGCCAUCUGCCUCGAGGACAUGACCGACGAGCCCAUGGAGUUCAGCCCCAUCGACAACCAAAAGACCAUCAUGGCGCACACCUCUCGCCCGCCGGUUGAGCUGAUGCACGACGCAUAA